AGAUGCAUUUGAUUUGUGCAUUUUAACCGCGCGAAUGCAUUUGAUAAAUGCUUGUAAUUAUUAAUUCUUAACGUGUGAUUAUUAUUUUACAAAAGUAAUAAUUAAUAAUAAGUAAAGAAGCAAAAUAAAUUAAUCGUUAAAAAAGAUGGUGAAUGAAGAAGCAGUGGAAAAUAAUAAAAAAACUCAACCUGUAUUCAAAAAUCCAUCUUUCCACCAACAAUUUCGGCCAAUAAGUAAUACUGGAAAGAAAAGAACUUGGAGAUCUCUUAAACAGGUUUUAGCUCAGGAACGUAGUUUACCAUGGCCUACUGAAGUAGUACAUUAUAGUGCUAUCAAUGCACCGCCAAGUUUUAAACCUGCAAAGAAGUAUUCUGAUAUAUCUGGUCUGCCUGCACGGUAUACAGAUCCACAAACUAAGUUAUAUUAUGCAACUGCCGAAGAAUUUGCCACAGUUCGCAGUUUGCCAAUGGAUAUAACUGCUGGAUAUUUAGCAUUACGUGGUGCUUCUAGUAUCGUUGGUUAAGUAUUUUAAUUAAAUUGCAAGAAAUAUAUCAUUCUUUUUUAAA
This is a messenger RNA of Vespula pensylvanica (western yellowjacket), 566 nucleotides long. RefSeq names its product INO80 complex subunit C. Gene Ontology annotation, biological process: chromatin remodeling. Gene Ontology annotation, cellular component: Ino80 complex. The record is from RefSeq and is a predicted model, not a curated record. Lineage: Eukaryota; Metazoa; Arthropoda; Insecta; Hymenoptera; Vespidae. Bases 146 to 523 code for a protein of 125 amino acids. The transcript has 4 exons.